Molecule: messenger RNA, 6525 nt
Organism: Delphinapterus leucas (beluga whale)
Lineage: Eukaryota; Metazoa; Chordata; Mammalia; Artiodactyla; Monodontidae
Source: RefSeq, a predicted model, not a curated record
CUCCUCGGACCCCUGGAGGCCAAAGGGAGUCACUGCCGCUUUUGUUGUUCGUCUCUCGGGCGGAUAGACCUGGCGCCCCGUCCUCGGGGCGGGAGGCUUCCCCACUGUCCCCAGGAUUCAGCCCCGAAACUCCACCCUGGGGGCCGACAGCUACCCACGGUCAUUGCCUCGGAGGGGUAACCCCGUGAACUUCAGGGCCUCUCGCUAGAGCAGGGAGGAAAUACAGCCACCCCACUGGAUAAAUAUAAUCCUCAUUAGGACUCACCGCCACACCUUCCAUCGGAGCUGUCAGGGGCCUGGCUCUGGGGCCAGGAACAGGGUUGCCAGAUUUAGCACACACACGAAGGAUGCCCAGGUGGGAAGAGGACCCUGAGCAGAGCAUCCUCCACGGAUUUGUCCAACACAUGUGGCACCCAAGUUCACCGAGGAGCUGGGAAUUGGACCAGGAAAGAAAAACAAGGGCAAGCAUUCGGAGGAUUUGAGCUACCUCUAAGGAGUCUUGGUUUUAUUCCCAGUGGAAAAUAGUAGCAGAGAGCAGAAAGUGAGUGCCAGGGCACCUCUUCUGCCUGUGAGCGAUUUGUCACUUCCUUCUGUAAGACUGGCACCAGCAGAAAUGCAGUCUCAGAGGAUCCCGGGGAGAAAGCGAGGCCGACCCCCACUUCACUCAACACCUAUGAAGAUGGCAGUUCAUAACCUUUAUUCUGCUUCAGCUGGUUCUUUACCAGCAGUGAAGAUCCCAAAGAAAAGAGGGCGGAAACCCGGGUACAAGCUCAAGUCUCGGGUUCUCAUGACGCCUUUAGCCCUCUCACCCCCGCGGAGCACGCCGGAGCCCGACCUCAGCUCCAUCCCUCAGGAUGCAGCCACCAUACCCAGCUUGGCAGCGCCACAGGCUCUCACAGUCUGCCUCUACAUCAACAAGCAAGCCAACGCAGGGCCGUACCUGGAGAGGAGGAAGGUACAGCAGCUCCCCGAGCACUUUGGGCCCGAGAGGCCGUCGGCUGUCCUGCAGCAGGCCGUGCAAGCAUGCAUCGACUGUGCCCACCAGCAGAAGCUGGUCUUCUCCCUGGUCAAGCAGGGCUACGGUGGUGAGAUGGUGUCAGGAGGUGGAAUUUUCCUACUAUGUGACCAUCCAGGCACCUCUGGGAAUGUAUACACACUGAUUUAUGACACAGGCCUGAUGACCCAGACCUUCCUGCUGUGGGUUCAGUUUCCAGCACACCUACUCUUUCAAGUCUCCGCAUCCUUUGACGGGAAGCAGCACCUGCGGAGUCUGCCCGUGGUGAACAGUAUUGGGUACGUCCUCCGCUUCCUUGCCAAGCUGUGCCGAAGCCUCCUGUGUGACGACCUCUUCAGCCACCAGCCGUUCCCCAGGGGCACCAGCGCCUCCGAGGAAGCCCCUGAGAGCCAGGAAGACAGGAUGGAGUCAGCAAAAACAGUCACCACUGAGGAGUGCCUGGUGAACCCUGCGAGCAUGAGCCGCUACAGCGUGGACUCCUCCUCCGCCUUUAGCCACAGGGGCUCCCUGCCCACCUCCUCUUCGUUGUACUGCAAGAGGCAGAACUCUGGAGACGGCCACCUUGGGGGAGGCUCAGCCACCACAGUCGGUGGUCCCCAUACCAGCCCCAUGUCUUCUGGAGGCCCCUCAGCACCUGGGCUGAGGCCCCCUGGCUCCAGCCCCAAGAGAAACGGGACCUCUCUUGAAGGAAACAGAUGUGCCUCAAGCCCUUCUCCGGACAGGCAGGACACCCGGCGGCCAAGGAGCAGGAACCCCUCUACCUGGUCCGUGGAGGAUGUGGUCUGGUUCGUGAAAGAUGCAGACCCGCAGGCUCUGGGGCCCCAUGUGGAGCUCUUCCGGAAGCAUGAGAUUGAUGGCAAUGCCCUCCUGUUGCUGAAGAGUGACAUGAUCAUGAAAUACUUGGGCCUAAAGCUGGGACCUGCACUGAAACUCUGCUACCAUAUCGAUAAACUGAAGCAAGCCAAGUUCUGAAGGUGUUUAAAAGAUAGAAGCAAAAUCCAGACAACAGAUCUCCAGAUCAUCUUCUGCCUUACCAACAUUUGCCACCAUCACAAAGAUUCUCUCCUGAAAAAGAACAGCCACAAAGACUUGGUCUUUUUAUAAAACUCGCGCAUCUUGACCUUUUAGAAAAUUCAACAUGGUCCUUUUGAAAGGUUCUUCUGUGUUAAUGAUUUGCCAAAAAAUUACAAAGAAGCCUGUUAUUUUUAACAUUUCUGGUAGGUUGGUUGCUCUUAGGGUGGGUACUGCUUUUAUAAUGAGAGUGUGGGGAACUGAAUGCUAUCACCCAAGGAAGACGCUGGAGACGUCCAAGGAUGUGAGAAGAACCUUUGUCCCUGCAGGCUCUGCGGGGACGCCCACCGCAGCACUACCUGUCUUUAGCUCUGACUUGGGGACCCUAUCAUUGUGAGCCUUGCUUAAUUCAGCUCUGGAAGCUGUCUUCUGAGGAUAAAUGCCUCACCUUGCACUAUCUGGAAAACUUGAAUUCUUUUGCUCUCUGAAAGAGAAGGAAAAAAAAUCUUUUCUAUUCCUAGUUAUCUGAAGUACUGUGUUGCCCCACUAGAGGGCAGACUGCUAAUGUAUUUUCCGGACCCUCACUUCAGCAGCCUGAUACUCAAUACCCAGUGGAUGGAUUAGGGUUUCUGUGAACAAGACCUAGCCUACACAGACACAGGGAAUUUAUUCCACAGUCAGCACCACAGAUUGCAACUUGGGAAGAAACCGUCUUCUAGAAGGUUCUAGUUCAUAUCCAAUCAUUACUGACUGACUGAGGUGCACCAGCAGCAAAGUCAAGAAUUUGGAAGCACGUUCUUCCCAGAUGGGGCUUUGGAGUUCCUUCCCUUCCAGAGUCAUUACUGAGGUGUCGAUGUAUUGGCAUGCCGGAGAGCUUAGUGACAUUUAGCCAUGGUGUUUCUUUAAAAAAGAAGAAAGAUGUCUCUACUAAGCUUUGAAAUGGGAGAGUGUUGAUUUCUAGUUACAUCGUGGGAUUAUAUAGUUGUAUGUGUGGCUAAUUUUAAUAAUAAUAGCAUGUACACAGACAUGCUAUUAUUGGGUUUAAUUCAAUUUACAAAUAGGUUUUCCUUUCUCACUGUGGAGUAAUAGAAAAAAAUUGAUUUCUACCCUUUUGCAGCUGUGUCCAGGGACGGACAAUGAAUCCACAAUUUACUAGGCAGAAGGGCAGCCUUGUCUCCAUUCUUCUUUUGAUCCUUUUCCCUUCUGUCUCUCCCUGUCUCUUUUUUCCUUCCUCUCUCACUGAAUAGGAAACAUAUCUUCAAAAUGAAUUUGCCUUUGCCGUGGGCAUGUCCUCUUCCUUAAAAAACGUCCGUAGAGUUGUAAGGGAGGAGAUGAAUACUAGACUUUGUGAUCUCUGGGAGGGGGAAGAUCAAGGGCCACUCAGGGCCUCCCUUGGCCCAAAUGCAAAUCAGAAAAGGCACACCGUCCUCGGGAUGCAGCCUGGACGGGCGUCUUGGCCGGUGAGUGGAGCAGGGUGGGAUUGCAGCCUUCUCACCCCUCCACCAGGUGACCUUGUGCAGGACAAGACCUGUAGAAACUUGAGGGCAGCCCUGGGUAGAUCGGUAUAUUGAUCCUCUAUAAAUCAGAACUUGGACAAGGAUCAUAGGAAACAUUCCAAGCCAUGCUCUUAGACCCACUUGAUGAGUGGUAUUUGAGAAAGCACAUCAGAGCAAAAUCCUUUUUAGACACGCAAAUGGUGACGGACUUAAAGCGUGACAGAAAAGGGAUAGAGCAGAGUGUCCUAAAACUGCCCAUGGAACUGAGCUUGAGCUAUCAGGAGAGCUGAAUGUCUGUUGGUCCCGGCACCUGACCGAACUACCCUGAAUCAGGCCUUGGGACAGUGUCUUCAAGAUUUUGAAACAGUAAAUGGACUCUGUCCCUCAAAGUUUGUAAAUCGUGAAGUGCUCACUGCUGAUCUGGAGGGUUCGUGCCCCGGUCCGGGAGGAUCCCACAUGCCGCGGAGCGCCUGGGCCCGUGAGGCGUGGCCGCUGAGCCUGCGCAUCCGGAGCCUGUGCUCUGCAACGGGAGAGGCCACAACAGUGAGAGGCCCGCGUACCGCAAAAAAAAAAAAAAAAUACCAUGGGUAGUGUAUAUAUUCAGAAUGGCCAGCGUGAAAAUAGUGAGAUCCAGAAAAUCCCAUGACAGCCUAUGUUCCUCACUCGACCAUUUUUGCUCAAUCCUCUGAAACUUGUGGUGCCUCUUGCAUCAGUAUACCUCAUACAUUUUCAAAACUUUCCACCAUUCUUGGUAGUGCCUCCCUCGGUACAGACACGUCAACGUUGGUGCUGCCAAAUCAAAAGCAUCUGCAAACAAUGUCAAGAAGAUACUCGGAGGCGUUUUCAGGGGAGAGAGAUUUUCCCAUCUCAAGUCUAGGAGAAAACUGGGUCCACAUUCAUGUGGAACUGCUCUCACAGAGAUGCUAUCUCAUUUUGCAUUAAACUUUAAGCAGGACAGAUUGCUGAAACCAUGAUAUUUAAGGUUUGACUUUUUAAAAAUCUCAUUACUCUUGAAAUGAAUGCUGCCACAUCAGAGAAUAACCUAAGGAGGAAAUUCUUCCUUUCCUGUUUUUGCACUGAAAUGCAGCUAGCCAACCAAAUUAUUGUUGCAAUACUGCAAUUAAAUUAAUUUUCACCCCUUUCAAAAAUCUUGUCAAACCAGGCAGUUAAAUAGCUUAGCAAAUGUAAAACAUACCAGGCCAUCUCCUCUAAACGGACCUUAGGCAGAGUCAUGCCACGUGUGUCAUUCUCAUCUGAAUGGGAGCUUAUUUGGGGGCCCUUGAACUUGUACAGAUGUGUUACUUGUUAUUCCACGGCAGUAGAUUUGCUCCAGGUUGUGGUAAACAAUGAUAUAGUUUUGCAUAAUUUCAAAUUAGUGUGUGUGUAUGUGUGUUCAUGUUCCAAACAUUUCCAAUUACACUUGUCUGUUAAACACUUAAAAAAAAAAAUCUAGAGACAAGUUCUAUUGCCUAAGGCAUUUAAAAUAUUUUAUGAGGCACAUUAUUCCCUUUGUAAAGACUUCAGGUAAAAGAAGUGCAUUUCGUCUCUGUGUGUGUGUGUGUGUGUGUGUGUUUCCUGACACUGUAGUGGGAAGAGCCUUUGAAAGUGGCUGGGAGUGUAUCAGCUUUUGCAUUUGCUCGGUUUCAAAUGCCUUCCCAGCUUUGUAGCCCUGAGGCAGAACUCUCUAAGCUGUUACUGCCAAGUAUCCCCUCUAACACCAACAGGGUGUGCCCUGGAGGCAGCUGGGGGACAGUGCUGGGGUUCUGGGCCUGCCUAGGUCAGGUGCUAACUGGACUCACCAAGCCAGCCCAGGCUCUGCUCCGUGUGACUAAGGGGACAGGCCUCGCCUGGGAGCCCAGUGGGCUGGUUUAGUGCCCACCAGCGCUUCCAUCAUUUCCCUUCGGCAGGGCUGCCUCGUAUUUUCCUUUACAGCAGGAGAAAGGAGUGGGGAGCUCCUCAGGAAAACCAAAUAGGAUAUUAAAAUACACUGGGGAGGAAUACUACGUGAGAAGGAAACAGUAAAGAAGGGAAGACAAAAAUAACUGUCCUAGGAAGACGAUAAGAGAGCACCUCUUCUAACAGGCCCAACCCUUUAAGCUACAGUAACCUAUUUUUGUAUUUAUGUGCUGUACGGAAGAUUUCUUAUUUUAUUUAAAUUAAAAGUAUGUUUUUUAUUACUUUCUGAGAUUGUUUUAGGAGAAUUUUGUCAUGGCUCUGAAGAUGAUUGGAAGUGCCCAGAAGUGACCAGGGACUUGAAUUUAGUCAUUGUCAGAAGGUCUUGAAAGAUGGAGAUACUCUGCUUUCUAAGGAACUAGCCAGGUUUCCAUACGUGUGAGUGGGAGGUGAGUGCUGUAUGACAUUUGCUCUGAUCCGGUGCUUUUUCAACUCUUCUCCAAUGGUUUAAGAGGAGGAGGAGGAGGAGGAGAUGGGACUCACGUUUUUUUCCUUAAACCUCAGAUAACAAGACAGGCAAUUGGGAAGGAGGAGAUGAUUUCUCAAAACUGCAAUAUGUUGUUAAGGAGAGGGAUGAACACCUGUCCGUGGUCUUGGUUUAUUUUUUGUUACAAACUCACUCCAGGAACUAGGUAGCCGCCCUGCUCUGCUGUGGUCUUGCCACGUGCCGUGUUCCCCAUGGCAUUAGAUGACCAUGUUGAGAAGUCCAGCGGUGAGCCCAGCAGAUGGUCUGCCGUCUAGAGGUACAAAGAGUCCUGUUCCCAUCUUGUGAUGUCACCCCAGCGGCUACUUUCACAGGACUCCCGGCCGUGCUGCCCCGGGAAGAGGGCUGGGAGCCUCAGCUUCCAGCGUGCCCUUCCCUCCAACCAUUAUCCUAAUCGAAGACGAUUCCUUCAUGGACAAUUGGAAGCUGGAUUUUUGGAAAUCUAGCAUUUACUUGAAAGAGAAUCGUUCUUAUUUAUUGCCACCAGUUAAAUAUUAUGGAAACAUGUCUGCUAACAAUUUGCUUUGUGUAAUUUGUUCUAAUGCUAAUAAGCAACAGCUGGGACA